AUGUCUCUCACUGCUGACCAAAGCAAGCGUGUUGCAUACAUUCAACAAAAAUAUAAGUCACUCGAAUCUCAAAUAACGAGAGUCGAAACUUAUGUCAAGGGUGCCAACCCAGAGGCAACCAAUGCGAAGUUAAGGUUUGAUAUUUUGUCUUCAUUACACAAGGAGUACAUGAAGUACAAUGAUGAACUUUCCCAGUUAGAUCCCGACAAUCCUUCGAUAGGUUCGUUUCCCGAUCUCUCUGAUCGUUAUUUUGAGGUUGGCGCUGCUGUUGAGAAACUUCAACGGAGUGUUGAUCCGCCAAUCCCAAUUGCGAAUUCCACUCUGAAUGCGAGUACAAUCGUUCUCGCGGAGCAUCAGGCUCUUCCCAAAAUUCCUCAGGUAUCACUGCCUAUGUUUGACGGUAAUCGUGAAACUUGGUCCCAUUUCAAGAGCAAAUUCACCACGCUCGUUCAUACUCGUACGGACAUAUCGGAUGCCGUGAAGGCCGGUCAGUUGUUUUCUCUGCUCACAGGAGCGGCUUUAGCAAAGGUGUCCCAUUACGAUCCGUGUGAAGCCGAUUAUCAGAAGGCUUGGACCAGUCUUCUCAGUUUUUACGAUCAAAAGCGUAUCGUCGCUAAUCAACAUUUAGAUGCUCUGUUAGAUCUUCCUCGCUUGCAGAAGGCGUGCGAUGAGGAUUUGUCAUCUUUGGUGGACAACGUUCGCCAACGUCUCAAUAUUCUUGAGCGCUUGGGAAGAGCGCCUAGCGAAGAUUUAGUUGUUAGGAUAAUAGAGAGGUGUCUACCUCCUGCAGUUUCUAGUAGAUGGCAAGAUAGACUAGAACCCAAUGCUUUCCCUAAGUUGGACGAUCUUCUCAAGUUUAUUGACAAUACAGUGUUCAAACUGCAAUCUCUGCAUGGCACUUUUUCGACUGCUCCCAAUAGCAGAAAACGUUCUGGGCAAGCCGUUCCGCAAUCGCAUUCUAAGAACCCGAAACAGAACGCUCGUUCUCUGGUCACUUCUGGAGUGUCUUCAACUUCUCAAGCUUCUCAAAUCACUUGUCCAAAAUGCAAGGGCGAACACAAUUUAUUCAGAUGUGUUGAUUUUGAGAAGCUGUCCGUUUCAGAACGAUGGAAAUUCGUAAACAGCAAUAAGGUGUGCCGCAAUUGUCUCGGAAAACAUCCUUUUCCAUGCAAGAGUGAACACCGUUGCAAGAAGUGUUCGAAGGCUCAUCACACAAAACUCCACAAUGAUAAGGGUUCUGGAUCGCAGUCGUCGAAGGCGCCAGAGGCGUCAAAGACUUCUGAAUCUUCAACUAAAGAGGUUCCUAAUUCUUCGAAUCCUCAAUCAUGA
Nasonia vitripennis (jewel wasp) is the source of this 1329-nucleotide messenger RNA. RefSeq lists its product as uncharacterized. The transcript has a single exon. The record is from RefSeq and is a predicted model, not a curated record. Lineage: Eukaryota; Metazoa; Arthropoda; Insecta; Hymenoptera; Pteromalidae. The coding region runs from base 1 to 1329 and encodes 442 amino acids.